AGUGGCGAAGAGAACGUAAGCCGGAACUCUGCGAAGGAGAGCUGUCAGCUGGAGUGGCAGUAGUGCCAACAGCAGGAGCCGGAGACGGUGGCGAGAGUUGUGUGUGUGUAGUACUAUGAAGUUGCCUUGGGGUUGAGACUGACACUGGGAAAAGCAGGAAAAAAAAGUACCAAAAACCACAAGGAUGCGUUUGCGUGUGUCUUCAAUGGUGUUUGGGGGAGCUGUGAGCUUAGCAACCCUCGUGUUGCUGUACCAGGUGUUUAACUUGACUCCAGACAACCGCCCACCAGGUGAUCAAAAGGAAAUCCUCUCCCUUGAGUCUCGGUUACGGAGGCUGGAAGCAGACAUCCAGGCCAAUCAGCACACUAUCUCGGAGAUCAAGCGUCUGGUACAUCAGCUGGCUAGCUCCAACUCUCGAGCAAAUUCCAUAUUGGGUCCCCAGUAUGGCAUAGUGGCAGCCAAUAAGUUUUCCAGGAAUGGCAUAAAUGCAAUUAGCGUUGCACAGGCUCCUGCACCUGGGUCCCCUCUCAAGAGCUCCCUCUCUCCGAUACAUUACAACCUGACUCGAGCGGCAGUGAUGCAGGAUGACUGCAUCUUUGCCCAAGCUGUGCCGUCCCCUGCUGACAUUCAGAUGGAAAAUGUCUAUAACCUCCUGAAAUUUGACAACCCUGAUGGUGGCGUGUGGAAGCAAGGGUGGGACAUCCAGUAUGACGCAGCACAAUGGUCCCAUGGGAAGAAGCUUAGGGUAUUCGUUGUGCCACAUUCUCACAACGAUCCAGGUUGGAUAAAGACAUUUGAUCAGUACUACAGUGACCAAACUCGUCAUAUCUUGGACAACAUGGUGGAGAAGCUUCCUGUGGAUCAGCACAGAAAAUUUAUCUGGGCAGAGAUAUCAUACUUUUCUAUGUGGUGGGAUCAGCAGACCGAGAGUGUGAGAGAGACAGUGCGGAGGCUAAUAGAUCGUGGUCAGCUGGAGAUCGUCACGGGCGGCUGGGUCAUGAAUGAUGAAGCAAAUCCACACUAUUUUGCCAUGCUUGAGCAGAUGAUUGAAGGACACGAAUGGCUCAAAUUGAACCUAGGGGUUAAACCCAACAAUGGAUGGGCCAUUGAUCCAUUUGGGAUGACUGCUACUAUGGCAUACCUGUUGAAACGCAUGGGUUUGGAGAACAUGUUGAUUCAACGAGUCCACUACUCUGUCAAGAAACAUCUGGCUAAAGAAAAAAACCUAGAAUUCAAGUGGCGACAGAAUUGGGAUUCUGGGUCAACUACAGAAAUAUUCUGCCACAUGAUGCCAUUUUACAGCUAUGAUAUACCACACACUUGUGGCCCAGACCCCAAAAUUUGUUGUCAGUUUGACUUCCGAAGACUUCCUGGGUCAGGAGUUACCUGUCCGUGGCGCAUACCACCACAGCUCAUCAAUGACCAAAAUGUGGCAUCCAGGUCACAGAUUCUCCUGGAUCAGUACCGCAAGAAGGCUCAGCUGUACCGUACCAAUGUCCUCUUGAUCCCUCUUGGCGACGACUUCCGAUACGUGAGGCCAGAAGAGUGGGACAACCAAUUCAAUAACUACCAGAAAAUUUUUGACUAUCUGAAUUCACACGAGGAAUUGCACGUAGAGGCACAGUUUGGGACGUUGUCUGACUAUUUUCGUGCUGUUCACGAGGAAAGUGACUCCCCAGGUGGAGAAGAGCAGGAGAUAUUCCCAUCCUUGUCUGGGGACUUCUUUACCUAUGCAGACCGUGAUGACCACUACUGGAGUGGUUAUUAUACAUCCAGGCCAUUCCAUAAGAGCUUAGACAGAGUCCUGGAGGGCUAUCUCAGGGGAGCAGAAAUGUUGUAUACAGCAAUGCUGGCCACACAGAGUGUGAUGGGUAAAGAUCUGGUUGAGCUGGCUGAUGGGCUGAUGGGUCGGCUGGUGUCAGCUCGCAGGAACCUGGCACUCUUCCAGCACCAUGAUGGCAUCACUGGCACAGCCAAGGAUCAUGUUGUUGUUGACUAUUCUAACAGAUUGAUAAGGAGCGUCAAUGAGUGUCAGUAUGUCAUUCAACAAGCAGCGCAUUACUUGCUUGCUAUUGAUCAGCGUAAUUAUGCAGUAAAGGAAGGAGCACUGUACUAUGAGCUCGGAGAAAAAUACACGGAACACAAUCGGUUGGCCUCCAAAAUGAUCCUGGCCCUACAGAGCGGCUCGUCAGUGCCAGUGGUAAUCUAUAACUCUGAUGCACACCACCGCUUCGAGCUUGUUACGCUGAGAAUUUCCAGUCCUUUCGUGGAGGUUAUAGGGAAGAAGGGUAAGAUGGUACCAUGCCAGGUGGAUCCAGUCUUCAUUCAAUCAGGAGAGGCCUCGCCCACAAUGUUUGACAUCACGUUCUUGGCAGACGUGCCUUCUUUGUCGCUCACGACGUACACCAUCAAAACAGUAGAACCUGAAAGUGUUAAUUUAGAGCUGGUGAGCUAUGGGAAGGUGAUUGUGCGUGGAAUGGCUGCUCCAUCUGUGCCCAAAGUUUUUAGUGCCGUUGAGGAGAGCAGCACAGGAUCAUUCACACUGCACAAUAAUCAAGUUCAAGCCACGUUCAGUAGCAGUGGCCUUUUGCAGUCCAUGACAACUCAAGGGCGCACCAUGCCAGUCUCUCUGGAGUUUGUCAAAUAUGGAGUCAGAAAUCAUCGUGAAACUGCUGGAGCAUACCUAUUCUUGCCUGACCAGGAGGCAGUGCCACUCCCUGUAGGCCAGCCUGCAGUGGUGCUCAUCCAGGGACCUAUUAUCUCCACCGUGUCAACUCGACUCAAGAAUAUCCUCCAUACGGUGAAAGUAAAGAACUCUCCAGGUGUAGAUGGUAUGGGUAUAGACAUCAUUAAUCUGGUGGACAUCAAACUGGAGCACAACUAUGAGUUUGUCAUGCGACUCAACACACCAGUUAAGAAUGACAAUGUGUUCUACACUGACUUGAAUGGCUUCCAGAUUACUAAACGAGUGAGGUACGACAAGCUACCCAUACAAGCGAACUACUACCCUAUUCCAUCACAGGCAUUCAUUCAGGAUGAAGAGAAUCGUUUUUCAGUGCUGAGUGCCCAGCCUCUUGGUGGUGGGUCCCUGGCGAGUGGCCAACUAGAGAUAAUGCUGGACCGGCGCCUGAUGCAAGACGACAAUCGGGGUGUAGGUCAGGGCGUGCAAGACAACGUUCUCACAUCUAGCACUUUCCGUCUCUUGUUGGAGCCCCGCAUUACCACUAAGGAACCUGGCUCAGGCCAUCAGAAGUCACCAGCCUACCCAUCACUCUUAGCUCAUGCCGGACUCCAUAGCCUGCUGUAUCCUCUCUACCCACUUCUUCCAACAGCAAAGGUUGGUCCCAUGCAGCCUUCCUGGGACAUAGGCGGGGCAUUGCCUUGUGACGUACACUUAGUAAACCUGCGCACUAUGCUGGACCCACCGCGUGCCACUGUUGGUCAAACCUCCCACUUGGUCCCUCAUCCACCUGGACCCGUGUCAUCGCUCACUCUCCAUCGUCUUGGCUUUGAUUGUGGUUUUAAGUCCCCAGGGUUGUCAUGUUCAACCAACGGAGGAAAGGUGCGCUUGUCGGAGCUGUUUCCCAACAUCUUUAGUGAGCAGGUGCACCAGAUGUCGCUGUCAAUGCUGUACGAAGGAGUGGAUAUGACUAAGUCGUACACACUGUCGUUGCAGCCCAUGGAGCUAUACACAUUCAGACUCUCACGCAGUUAGCUACGUGCGCCACAGUCUCCCUUACCUGUUGUGUGCAGGCUUGUCUUGUAACUUUUGUUAAUUUUUGAAUAGUUUGUUGAUAUCUGUAUUAUACUUUUAUAUGCUGUAUAAUGCUUGUGAAAGUUUGUCAUAAACUAUAGAUUUUGCUAAAAAUGUUGUAAUUUUUAUAAAUUUUCUUAAAUGAUAAAAUUUCUGAAAUGGAUAGAUGUAGAGUUGACUGAAUGUAUACGGGUGUGAAUGUUUGUGAAUUUGCACUUGGUUUAUGCACUAUUUUAACUCUAUGAUAGCACUAAGCUGGAAGCUUUGAAUGUUCAGAGUACCACACAUUGUACACACAUGUCACAAGACAAUUAUAUACAGUUGAGCAAAGUCUCGAGAAUCCUGUAAGUUUUGUAGAGAUCUAUUUUUUAUAAUUUUUAUUCACGUCUUGUGCAAGAGUUUCCUAAAUGUUACUUUCCAAAGAAAGAGUUUUUUAUGUUAAGUUAUUCCAAUAUUGUCUUUGCAUAUCCCCUUGGACCAAUUUGUUAGUGUAAGAAUCUUUAAAAGACAAUAAUGAUAAACAGUGAUUAAUAAGAUGUAAUUACAGGAGGAGAAAGUUAGCAGGAUAGUAUUCAGUCUCUGGAUAGGCUUGUUUGUGGGUUAUUGGGAUGUGUGAUGAAAUGUGACUAUUUUUGAGGCUGUAAUAUUCCUGACUUCCAUCCCUAGGGUCAGUGGUAUGCACUCAGCCAUCGCAUCUUGUGAGGAGUCAUGUCUCUGGUUGGCAUAGACCUGGUCAUUGUCAUAUGUCUGGUGGACACAGAUCUGGACACUGCCAUGGCUCUGGCUGGCACAGAUCUGGUCCUUGUUGUCUCUGGUGAGCAUAGAUCUAAUAACUGUUAUGUCACAACCAUGAAUUAAAUCCAUUUUUGCCAGACUUGGGUCUCCCCAGUCACGUGUGGACAAUGGCACAUACAAAAGGGUAUAGGAGGAAUUGACAUAUGAGACGUUAAGUCAUUGUUUUGAAGUUACACUGGAUUAAAUGACUCGCUUAAAUUUAUUGUUGGGGCAGAGAUACAUCUGGUAGUAGUGGCUGCUUUGCAAUUUCAUAGGAAUUAUAUGAGUUUGUUUAGUGUACAAAUAACUUUCUAUUAUGUUAGUAGUAAAAUUAUACAUAUUGAAAUCCUGUGAGGAGUAAAAGAGCCUCGUGAUUCCUGGUAUGCUGUAUAGUUAUUCAUGCUUGUUGUGAGGACAUUAUCCAGACAGGUAUAUGGCUCAGUCUUAUGGAUGUACUACAUGCUACCUUAUCUUAUCCCCCUACUCUCCUCCCUCUCUCCUGCCCUCUCUUCCUCCUGCCCUCCCUCCCUCUCUGUCCUAACUCGCCUCACUGCCUCUCUUCCCUUACUCACUUUCCUCCUUUAAUACUUCCCUCCCUCCCUCACUUAUUUUCUUGCCCAUAGGAACAUCAGUGGAAAACUGUCUGUGGUUACAAGAAAACAGUUGGUUAUAACCUGGAGGCAUAACACUGUGACCAGUGGCAUCCCCUCUCGUGUUCCACUUGUCUCAAGUGUAUGACGGUGUGCUCCAUUUUUGUCAUUAUUAAUUAAAUGCAACACUCGACUUCAGUGUUGGAUUAUAUUUAGUGUCUUUAUUAAGGCUGCAGUGCAGAAAUGAUGUUGGGCUUAUGAAUGUGAUGACGACAUGCACCAGCGUACUUUACAAGGAAACACUGCCAUCACUGCGGUCAGGGUGCAUGUUCCUUGGUUUAAGAGUUUUAUCUCUUUUAGUACUGACAAGGAUAUUAUGAUUACCAUAUUAUAGAAACUAUAUUUUCCUAGUAAUUUUAUGUAAAUUAUUAGCAUUUGUGAUAUACGGUAGAGGGUUAUGGUCCUACUUAUUAUUUGAUUUUGUAUGUGAUAUAUGAGGUUUAAUAUAUAUUAUUGUAUGAACUGCAUAAGUUUUAUGUAAAAAUAUUUGCACGUUAUUUUCUGUGUAAACCAUAUGAUCCAUGUAUUCUGAGAUGAUGGUAAUAGUAUUGUUUAUCUUUUUAUAUUAGUGUGAUUGGCAAGCGUUACUCUAGAAAGUGGCCCUCCCUGUGUGGCACCAUGUGUGGCAUCCUUUGUGACAGUGUAGUGUUUUGAAUAACAUGAUUCCUCCACUCCUUCCCUCGCAGGCAUGUGGACCUGGAUAUAAAAUGAUCUACAUAUUGUGUUCUUGUGAAAGCAUAACACUGAACAUGGUAAUUUGUUCUAGUUCUUGGCAACAGGCCUGAAUCCCAACAUAAUUCUGAUGAUGAUUACCGCUGAUCCCAACUUCUCCCACCAAUGGGGUCAUCUUUCCGUCAUUGGAAUGAGGCGUUUGUCAAAGACUCGCACCAUGUCUUUGUUUGGUGAAUGGUUUUGUGUGACCUGGAAAUCUUUUCCAUGAUUAUCUAUGAUUGUGUAUAUACAGCAGAUGAGAAGCUUCUCUUUAUACCUUACCUUGGAACUAUUUCACAGAAACACCGACUGUUUCAGUGUAAGCAUUUGGUGAUUGAAUUUUAUAUCAUAAGUUGUGUCUGAUAGUUUUGUUUAAUUCCAGUGCAACCAUUUUAGUGAGUUUUCUUGUACCAUUUGAUAGAACACAACUUUAUUUAGAUAUUAUUUGUCUAAAAAUAUACAAUGAUUUUGUAUUAUAAUAGUAAUACAAAUACUAUGUGAUAAAAA
Molecule: messenger RNA, 6396 nt
Organism: Procambarus clarkii (red swamp crayfish)
Lineage: Eukaryota; Metazoa; Arthropoda; Malacostraca; Decapoda; Cambaridae
Product: alpha-mannosidase 2
Biological process (GO): protein deglycosylation; mannose metabolic process; N-glycan processing
Cellular component (GO): Golgi membrane
Molecular function (GO): alpha-mannosidase activity; carbohydrate binding
Source: RefSeq, a predicted model, not a curated record